Helicoverpa armigera (cotton bollworm) is the source of this 889-nucleotide messenger RNA. RefSeq names its product trypsin CFT-1. Gene Ontology annotation, molecular function: serine-type endopeptidase activity. Lineage: Eukaryota; Metazoa; Arthropoda; Insecta; Lepidoptera; Noctuidae. The record is from RefSeq and is a predicted model, not a curated record. Gene Ontology annotation, biological process: proteolysis.
UUCAUUUAAUCAUUCGUCAAAGUCACUUAAGUAAUCUGCAGUGAUAUAAAUGCCUCCCGUUGAGGAUGCAAGCCACACUUGUCAGUGAGUGGUGAACAAUAUGCGUAUCCUUGCUUUGUUAGCCCUGUGCUUUGCGGCUGUUGCAGCUGUCCCCAGCAAUCCCCAGAGGAUUGUGGGUGGUUCGGUGACUACUAUUGACCGUUACCCCACCAUCGCGGCUCUGCUGUACUCAUGGAACUUGAGCACCUACUGGCAAGCUUGCGGAGGUACCAUCCUCAACAACAGGGCUAUCCUCACCGCCGCUCACUGCACCGCUGGUGAUGCCAACAACAGAUGGCGUAUCCGUCUUGGCUCCACCUGGGCCAACAGCGGUGGUGUCGUACACAACCUAAACGCCAACAUCAUCCACCCCUCAUACAACUCAAGGACCAUGGACAAUGACAUCGCUAUCGUACGUUCCGCCACCACCUUCUCCUUCAACAACAAUGUCCGCGCCGUUUCCAUCGCUGGUGCCAACUACAACCUCGCUGACAACCAGGCUGUCUGGGCAGCUGGAUGGGGCACAACUUCUUCCGGUGGCUCUUCCUCUGAGCAGCUCCGUCACGUUCAGCUCGUGACCUUCAACCAGAACACUUGCAGAAACAACUACGCUACCCGUGGUAUCACCAUCACUGCUAACAUGUUGUGCUCCGGCUGGCCCAGCGGUGGUCGUGACCAGUGCCAGGAGACUCCGGCGGUCCCCUCUACCACAAUGGCGUUCUUGUCGGUGUCUGCUCCUUUGGAGUUGGAUGUGGCCUGGUAAACUUCCCCGGUGUCAACGCUCGCGUGUCUCGCUACACUGCUUGGAUUCAAAACAACCGUUAGAAAAGUAAUUUAAGUUAAUGUGGUA